AUGACAGAGGUUUUUAUUGCUGUGCAUGCAGGUGCAGGCUAUCAUUCCAGGGACCGGGAACCAGAAUACAAGAAAGCCUGUGCCGAAGCAUGCUCUGUGGCAUAUGGAGAAUUGGCAAAUGGUGCUUCAUCCCUGCAAGCAGUUACUGCUGCAAUUAUCUCCCUUGAGAACUGUCCUUUGACUAAUGCAGGCACUGGGUCGAGCCUGACAUUAGAGGGGGAGGUGGAAUGUGAUGCCAGCGUGAUGGAGGGAAAGUCACUGCUGUAUGGAGGGGCUGGUUGUGUUACAGGUGUGAAAAAUCCCAUUCUGGUGGCAAGAUCUUUGCUUGAUGAACAAAAGAAAGGAUGUCUCUCUCUUGGGAGGUUACCGCCAAGUAUGUUAGUUGGUCAGGGAGCAUGUAAAUGGGCAAAGGACAAUGGUGUGGAACUGGCUAAUGAGAAGCAGUUAAAAACAGAUUCCUCAUUGAAAACUUAUGAAACCCACAAAAGAAAACUAGAUCAACAUGAAGAAAGAAUGAAGAGGAAACGAACAAAAUGGCAGACUGGAACUUCACCCAAGAUCAAUAAUGAAGAAGAUAUAACUUGCACAAGUCAAGAUGUUCAGGAUACUGUAGGUGCUGUUGCCAUGGAUUCUGAAGGAAAUGUGUCUGCUGCUGUGUCAAGUGGGGGUAUUUCACUGAAACACUCAGGUAGACUGGGCCCUGCAGCCCUGUACGGUGCAGGAUGCUGGGCUCACAACUGGAAGUCUGACAAAAAGGCAGGUGUAGCCAUUGCAACAUCAGGAAGUGGUGAGCACCUAAUGCGGACUCUGUUUGCCCAGAAGUGUGCUGAAUGUGUACAGAACCAGGACAGUGGAAGUUUAGGAGUCAGCAUGGCCUUCAGGGAUCACUUCCUAGAGUCUGAGUAUCUGUCAGGAAUCACACAAAAGCAAGGCGGUGUACUUGCUCUGAGACUGGACAAGGAUGUAGAAUCUGCUACCAUGUUGGAAGUGAUUUGGGCCAUACAACUGAGAGUAUGUGUAUCGGAUAUUGGGGAGGCAAUACACAUAAACCAAAGGUGUUGGUAUCCAGACUUCCAGAGAACAGUGAGGCAGGACAAUCGUUCAAAAUGGAAGGAAAACUAUUUUCUGUUACAUGAUCAUACAAGUUCCUCAACAGUCUACUUAUAUGUUAAUAAAUGAUUGUCAAGAAAA
Ylistrum balloti is the source of this 1191-nucleotide messenger RNA. RefSeq names its product threonine aspartase 1-like. Gene Ontology annotation, biological process: protein maturation. The record is from RefSeq and is a predicted model, not a curated record. NCBI's taxonomy places the organism in Eukaryota, Metazoa, Mollusca, Bivalvia, Pectinida, Pectinidae. Gene Ontology annotation, molecular function: threonine-type endopeptidase activity.